AUAUUAUUCAUUGCGUAAUAAUUUUAAUUCACAGAAAUUCCAAUGAAUAAGUUUCAAUGUUGAAGGCUGUGACGUGGUGAAAGGUCAUUAUUCAUCAACUUAUUGUUUUAAAUAAACAAAAAAUUUUCUACUUUAAUUUUUAAACCUAUACUGUUCAAAUUAUAAAGAAAAUGGGUGAACCAACUAUUGGACCAAAAGAUGGAUUUGAUCCAGUUGAAGAUGGUACUAAGUUACGAACAGCAAUGAAAGGUUUUGGAACUGAUGAACAAGCUAUAAUUGAUGUUUUAACUUCAGUAAAUAAUGUACAACGUCAAGAACUGAGAAAUUUUUUCACUACAGAAUAUGGACGAGAUUUAAUAAAAGAUUUGAAAAGUGAAUUGGGUGGACAUUUUGAAGAUGUAAUUAUUGCAUUAAUGUUACCACCAGUAGAGUAUUUGUGUAAAGAACUUCAUAAAGCAAUGAAAGGGAUAGGAACUGAAGAACACGCUUUAAUUGAAAUUGUAUGCACAAAAAAUAAUGAUGAAAUUAAACAAAUUGUUGACAAAUAUGAAGAAAUGUACGACAGACCAUUGGCUGAACAUUUAUGUAGUGAAACAGGCGGAGAUUUUCGACGUUUAUUAACCUUAAUAAUUACGGGUGUAAGAAACGAUGAAUCAGAAGUAAAUCCUGAAAAGGCUAGAGAGCAAGCAGAAGCUUUAUAUAAUGCUGGUGAAGCUAAAUGGGGUACCGAUGAAGAGAUCUUUAAUAAAAUUUUAGCUCAUGAAAGCUUUGCUCAACUAAAGCUUGUAUUCGAACAAUAUAAAGAAGUCUCUGGCAAUACAAUGGAACAAGCUAUUAAACAUGAAUUGGAUGGUGAAUUAAAGGAAGCUAUGCUUGCUAUCGUUGAAUGCGUACAAAGCCCACCGGCAUUUUUUGCAAAAAGAUUACAUGCAGCUAUGGCUGGUGUAGGAACCGAUGAUAGAACAUUAAUUCGAAUUAUUGUGAGUCGAUCUGAAAUUGAUUUAGGUGAUAUUAAGAAAGAAUUUGAACGAAUCUACGAUAAAACUUUGGAAAGCUUUGUUAAGCAGGGUGAAACUUCAGGUGAUUACAAACGUGCUUUGGUGGCUUUAAUUGGAGGAGCAUAAAUGUAAUGAAGAAUUUUAACACGUUCAACGCACCAAAAACAUUUUAUAUCUCAUUAGUUGCUUAGAAUUGGUAUUUUGGAUUUUAUUUACUCUUUAUGGAUUCAUUUUUAAAUAAUACUCAAAAUAUUAUCAUUCAGAUCUCUGAUAUAUUAUUUGUAAAAGAUUAUUUUGCGAAAAGUAAAAUUAUUUCGUAAGAAAACUAUUCUUAAUUCAAAAUCGUUUAUGAAAGUCGAAAUUCCAGAAUGGUUUUCUAACUAUUUUUUUAAAUAAUUAUAUCCUAGUUAUAAUUUAUUUUAAUCUCAUCAUUAUUGUUAUAUUUUUUUUACUUUGAAAUGACACCUCACACUAGUGCUAUUUACAGUGAAACCUGGUUAAGUGAGACAUCAAGAGACCUACAAAUUUGUCUCACUUAUAGAGGCAUUCCUCUUACCCAAUAACUCAGAUAUCCAGAUACAAAUUAAUAUUUGUCUCAUUUACAGAGGGGUUCCAUUAAAUGAGGUCAGAAUACAGGUUAUUUCAGUUAUAAGGGUGCGAUUAUGCUUUGUAAACUAUACCUUUUCUAUUUUUAUCUCGUUGAUGUCCGCUACGAUAGAAUGUUUAUAUGUUCAUUGGCCUUAAAUGUCGUUUUUAUUAAAAUGUCUUAUGAAAGAAAUCUCAAGGAAAAUAUAUUUAUAUACAUAUUUUAUAAAAUUAUUUUUUCGAUGUUAGUUUAAUGAUUGAGUAUUCGCUAUCCUAAUAUAUAUUUCAAAUAAAUAUAUUAAUCUGUUCGGUUUCAAUCGUGAUUAAAUUAUAAUAAAAAAUUAUUAUGUAAAAUUUGUAUUUUUGGAAGAGUAAAAGAUAUAUAAUUGACUAAAUUUGGCAAGAAUAUUAGAAAAAAAAGAUACAGUAUUAUUGCAAUUGUUAUGAUGUUAAUAAAACUUGAAUGUUAUUGUUAUGAAAUUAAUAAAUUUUUUCUUUGCACCUAA
This is a messenger RNA of Chrysoperla carnea, 2089 nucleotides long. It is a transcript of the gene AnxB10, whose product is annotated as annexin B10. Gene Ontology annotation, molecular function: calcium ion binding; calcium-dependent phospholipid binding. Lineage: Eukaryota; Metazoa; Arthropoda; Insecta; Neuroptera; Chrysopidae. The record is from RefSeq and is a predicted model, not a curated record. Bases 171 to 1124 code for a protein of 317 amino acids. Gene Ontology annotation, cellular component: cytoplasm. The transcript is spliced from 6 exons.